This is a messenger RNA of Dermacentor andersoni, 2733 nucleotides long. Its product is annotated as pancreatic lipase-related protein 2-like. Lineage: Eukaryota; Metazoa; Arthropoda; Arachnida; Ixodida; Ixodidae. Gene Ontology annotation, molecular function: lipase activity. The record is from RefSeq and is a predicted model, not a curated record. Gene Ontology annotation, biological process: lipid catabolic process.
AGCCAUUGGUAGCUUAGUGCGUUUUUAUAGUGGGAAAAAAAUACCCAUGGAACAAACUAAGCGGUAACAUUGGAUAGAAGAAACUAGAGCACCUAAGGAAAUUCAAGGACUGCAGGCCCCGUUGGUUAGUGCUUGCCAACUACGUAGCAGUGUCAAGUGAAUAGGCGGAUAUCUCUAACCAUCUAGCGGUACACGUAAUCGUCCCUGAAACACACGAAUGCCGAGGUGUUAUUCCCUCCUCUUUUUUUUUCUUUUUUUUUCUCUCGUUCUCUCGAUCAAUCGGCGUCACUUGUUGGGGCCAUCUUAGAUCUGUCCUCGGGUGCCACGCGGCUUGCGAGAAAGCGCGGUACGCCCCUCCCAGGAGCGCCCAAUGCACGCACAUCCUCGCCCGCUUUGGGAAAGCUGCCGCAUUCUAAUCUUUCCUCAACCGCUCGCAGAUAGGAGGAAACUAAGCCGGUAUGAAGUAAUCUGGCCUCAGCUUCGGCAGGCUGCCCUUCGAGUCGGAAGGGAGAGAAUAAAAAAAAAGAGUUAAAAAAUAUCGUAGCAAGGGCGACAGACUCCGCGCCGUAAGACACGGGGAGAGGGGAAAGGCAAAGCCAAAGAGCGAUCGCCGAGGGCACGGAGUAGGCGAAUCAAAGCGCGCGUAUCUGUCAGUAUAGACGGACACUCGGUCUUCGUCACCGCGGGGACCACAUCGUCUCCACAGGCUGCUUUGUCUUCCCCUAACUGGAACCAUGGCGAAACGCUGUCAAUCUUACGCGUUCGUGCUCCUGGCGGCUUCUCUCUCCGCGGGCGUGCUGAUGGUGAACGCUGCACCCCAGCAAGAUUCGUCGUUUGGACUUGGCGCCUUGUUCCGACCCUCCGUGCAAUCGAACUCCGAACUGUCCACGAGCUCGCCAAUUGGCGACGCUGCCCGCUACCUGGACUCCACGGGUAAAGUUUUCGACUCAGUUGUUCCAGGGAAAUUUGCCGAGAAGCUAUUGCCCAAGUUUGACGACCAGAAAGACAAGGUGUGCUACGAGUUCGUCGGCUGCUUCAGCAACCGGGACAGGUUCACACACCCGACCUCGUUCCCCAGCGAUCCGGAGUCUGUGGACACCAAAUUCCUGCUUUACUCGCGCUCCAACCGGCGCUCGCCCGUCAAGCUCGACUACCGGCCCAGCAAGAGCCUCGGCCGCCUCGCCCAGUUCGACCAGCGCAAGCCACUCAAGCUCAUCGUGCACGGCUUCCUCGAGAGCAGCAAGGCUCGCUGGAUGCAGGACAUCAAGGACGCAUUCCUGGACCUGGAGGACUGCAACGUGAUCAUCGUCGACUGGAGCGGUGGCGCGCAGCAGCUCAGCUACAUCAAAGCGGCGGGCAACACGGCGCUCGUGGGCCGCGAGGCAUCGCUGCUCGUGCAGCGGCUCAUCGACACGCACCGCGGUACGCUCGGCCCGGACCAGGUGCACAUCGUGGGUUUCAGCCUGGGAGGCCAGAUCGCCGGCUUCUUCGGCAGACACUUCAAGAACAGCACCGGGACGCUCAUCCCGCGCAUCACCGCUCUGGAUACGGCCGGACCACUGUUCGACAACACAACCGUGUGCCUCUCAGAAAAAGACGCCCGCUACGUGGACGCCAUCCACACAAGCGGCGGCAAGGCUAUCGUGGUAGGCGAACUGGGCAUCGACCGGCAAGUCGGCCACGUCGACUUCUACCCCAACGGCGGCAAGAAGCAACCAGGGUGCAAACCACUCGAUCUGCCAUGCGACCACUUCCGGGCUACUGCUUACUUCCUCGAGUCCCUCCGCAACACGCGGUGCCGCUUCUUGUCCAACCCGUGCGCCGGAGGAUACCGGGCACUGGAGGAGAACAAGUGCCAGUCGCGCGGGCAGCGAGGCCUCAUGGGUUACUUCAGCGACACCGUUGCUGGGAGGGGCGUCCAAUUGCUCACCACCAACGAAAAGUCCGAAUACUGCAAAGCAUAGAGCUCUCAUUCGUCGCCGUCUUUUCCCCAGCACGGAGCGCCGAUGCUCGGGACUGCGUAGCCGAGCAUCUGCUGGCAAUGUCCAAACUUUCAGAGCAGUUCAAUACCAGCACGGCCGUCGUCGCUUGCGGUGACUCUUGUCGCGACGUCUCAAACCGGACAAAGCCAAAGCGUCUCCUUUCAACCCUUCUCGCUCGAGUGCAGCGAGCGCCCUGAACUGAAAUCGCACGGAGCGAAAAAUUAGCGUGCGCGCGAAGCACGGCAGCGACGCUGCAGCCGUGAGUAAUCAAGCCGGAAAAUGGAAGUGCCUGAAGUGGAGCCUCCAUGGCAGGUAAAUUGAAGAGAUAUUCGGCACGCGCGUGCACACCAGGUCCUGUGUGUGUGAGCGUCUAUUAAUUACUCGUUUUAUGUCGACUAUACUAACGUCAUGAAUAACUGAAAUAAAAAAAAAGAAAUGGCGUAGAAUAGUGACUGGUUGCUCGUUAAUGCGGUAAGAAUAGAACAAUGACCACUUCACAAAAUGAUGAAUUGGGCGAGUUGGUGUAAAGUUGGCGUGAAGGGACAAGGACGACAGGACACAGGAAAGUGUUCGUCAUCUGUUCUGUCGUCUUCUUCCCUUCGCGCUUUCCUAACCUUGGGAAGAGCGGCCUGAUGAGCAGUAAAAAAAAUGGAGUUGUCUACUUGGUCAACAAAUCCUCGAUGAUAUACGCGUAUGUAUUUGCGAUUCGCAAGAAAUAAAAGAAGUACUAGUUGCUUCCACAAUCAAGCCA